UGGGGGAUAGCACACAUGUUUUGGACUAUUUGGGAAUGGAGUCAGAUACUGUACUCAGAUGAGGUCACAUUUCAAGUUGGAGGGAAGAAAUGCAAGCAGAGGUGUAUUAGGAAUAAGAAGGAACGCUGUCAUCCUGACUGCAUUCAAUUCCAAAUGCAUAGAGGUGGCACUAUUCUUGUACACUUCUUUGGUGCUGUAGGCUACGGAUACAAAAGUCCAUUGAUCAACAUUCAUGGAACUGGGAAGAGUGGGGCAUUUACACAAACUGAUUACCUUGCUCAAGUACUCAAGCCUUAUAUUCAGGAUUUUUUAGCUGCUUUUGCGGCUGUUUUGGGGCCUGGGAAGACCCCUCAGUUCAUGGAAGACGGCAACUCUGCUCACGGCCACAAGACUACUAGCAAUAUUUGUGCUACUUGGCGUACUUCUAUGGGUAUUACUCUAUUCCCCCAUCCUGCAGUUAGCCCUGAUAUGAAUCCUAUUGAGAAGUGCUGGAGGAGAAUAAAACAAGCUCUCCAUAGGCGCCUAAGGCAGCCAACAACUGAGGUUCAAAUGGUUGUAGCAGUAUUAGAAGAAUGGGACAAAAUUCCUCAGGAAUGGAUCAAUGGGCUUAUUGAGCAGCAGGACUUCUGGGUACACGACUUAAUUAAGCGAUGUGGC
Molecule: messenger RNA, 657 nt
Organism: Mollisia scopiformis
Lineage: Eukaryota; Fungi; Ascomycota; Leotiomycetes; Helotiales; Mollisiaceae
Exons: 1
Molecular function (GO): nucleic acid binding
Source: RefSeq, a predicted model, not a curated record